Acanthosepion pharaonis is the source of this 5442-nucleotide messenger RNA. The record is from the annotation of a GenBank genome assembly. NCBI's taxonomy places the organism in Eukaryota, Metazoa, Mollusca, Cephalopoda, Sepiida, Sepiidae.
AUGGCGGCUGAAGAAUUUGCUUUUGAUCAACAGUCUAACGUGAAAACAGAAACAACAUCUAAUGAAUUGACUACAUUUAAAUCUUUGGGUAUUGUUGAUGUUCUCUGUGAAACCUGUAAACAAUUGGAAUGGACUCAACCAACCAAAAUUCAGAAAGAAGCAAUUCCUGUUGCAUUAGCAGGCAAUGAUAUAAUUGGAUUAGCAGAAACAGGUUCUGGAAAAACUGGGGCUUUUGCAAUUCCUAUACUCCAAGCCCUAUUGGAAAAUCCACAACGUCUGUUCUGUCUUGUGUUAACUCCUACCCGAGAACUGGCUUACCAAAUAUCUGAACAAUUUGAAGCAUUGGGUGCAUCUAUCAGUAUAAAAUGUGCUGUCAUUGUUGGUGGUGUUGAUAUGAUGACACAAUCUUUGAUGUUAGCAAAAAAACCUCACAUUGUGAUUGCAACACCUGGUCGGUUAGUUGAUCAUUUAGAAAAUACUAAGGGUUUCAAUAUGAGAUCUUUAAAAUGUCUGGUAAUGGAUGAAGCGGACCGAAUUUUGAACAUGGAUUUUGAAACUGAGAUUGACAAAAUAUUGAAAGUUAUUCCCCGGGAAAGGAAAACCUAUCUUUAUUCUGCCACAAUGACCAAAAAGGUUGCUAAAUUACAACGAGCUGCUUUAAAAAAUCCUAUUCGUAUUGAAGUCUCUACCAAAUACACAACAGUUGACAAAUUGCAGCAAUAUUAUUUGUUUAUUCCAGCAAAAUUCAAGGAUGUUUAUUUAACGUAUAUCUUGAAUGAACUUACUGGAAAAUCUUGUAUCAUUUUCUGUGGCACAUGUGCUAAUACACAACGUAUUACAUUGAUGUUGCGAAAUCUUGGUAUGAAUGCUAUUCCUCUUCAUGGACAACUUUCACAGGCAAAGAGACUUGCAUCACUCCACAAAUUUCGAAGUAAAAGUAAUUCUAUAUUACUAGCUACUGAUGUUGCUAGCAGAGGUUUGGAUAUUCCUCAUGUUGAUGUGGUAAUUAACUUCGAUAUCCCAAUGCGUUCCAAAGAUUACAUUCAUCGUGUUGGAAGAACAGCUCGAGCUGGACGAGCAGGAAAAGCUAUCACAUUUGUUACACAGUAUGAUGUUGAGUUGUUUCAAAGGAUUGAACAACUUAUAGAAAAGAAACUUCCUUUGUAUAAAACUGAGGAGGAGGAAGUGAUGGUAUUGACUGAGCGUGUUGCAGAAGCACAAAGAUAUGCUAAAAUUGAACUCAGUGAUUCCAAACUGGGCAAGAAAAAGCGGUCUAAUGACCAGGACACUGAAGAAUCUCUUGGAAGUAAAUAUUCUUUUUUAAAAGCGAGUGUUUUAUUCCAGAGAAUGAAAGUAAAAGAAAUAGAACGUACUGCCAAUGUGGCAUGGUCUCCUGCCAGUCAAUAUCCUGUUUAUUUAGUUGCUGGAACUGCUGCCCAACAGUUAGAUGCUACGUUUAGUACAUCAGCCGCCCUUGAAGUAUAUAGUCUCAAUUUGGCUGAUAAUGGACUGGGUAUGCCACUAGUUGGAUCCUUACCUUCUCCUCAUAGGUUCUAUAAAGUUCUUUGGGGAUGCCAUGGAAUUUCUACUGGUGAAAAUCCAUCAGGUGUUAUCAUUGCUGGCUCUGAAAAUGGUAGCGUUUUAGGAUACAAUGCAGCUGCACUUAUUGGUGGAAAUGAAGAAGGUCCCACUUUCAGACAAGACAAACAUUCUGGAGCUGUGAAAGCAUUAGACUUCAAUCCUUUCCAGGCAAAUUUAUUAGCGUCUGGUGCAUGUGAUUCAGAAAUCUAUAUCUGGGAUUUAAAUAAACCAGAUACACCAAUGUCUCCAGGCUCAAAAUCAAUGCCUCCAGAGGAAGUAACAUGUAUAUCAUGGAACUGCCAAGUACAACAUAUUCUAGCAUCUACAUUCUCAGCUAGAUGUGUUGUAUGGGAUUUAAGAAAAAAUGAACCUAUUAUCAAAGUUAGUGACAGUAUGUCUGGGAUCAAAAGUCAUUUAAUAAGUUGGAAUCCAGAAAUAGCUACACAACUUUGUUUGUCAUCAGAAGAUGAUCAUUCUCCAGUCAUUCAGUUAUGGGACCUUCGUUAUGCCACAUCACCUCUGCGGGUUUUUGAAAAACACCAAAGAGGAAUUUUAAGUCUUGCAUGGUGUCCACAAGAUCCAGAUUUGUUGUUAAGUUGUGGCAAAGACAACAAAAUUCUUUGUUGGAAUCCUAAUACUACUGUACAAGGAGGAGAAGUUGUUUGUGAAAUUGAAACAAGUAACCAGUGGAGUUUUGAUGUUCAGUGGUGUCCUCGAAAUCCUGGAAUCAUUUCAAGUGCAUCAUUUGAUGGUCAUGUCACUAUUCAUUCACUCAUGAGUGGAGAAAGUCCUAGUCCAUCAACAAAUAAGAUUGCCGAAUCUUUUAACACUGAUCCUUUUGGUAAUGCUCAUCCUGUUACUCGUGAUGCAUCCACUAUAAUUCCUUUACAGAAGCCACCAAAAUGGUUACGCAAACCUGUUGGAGCUAAUUUUGCAUUUGGAGGAAAAUUGGUAAGUUUUGACUAUACACUUCCAAGCAAUACUCCAAACCAGGGUCCAGCAGCUGGAGUUCAACCCCAGUCACGUCAGGUUCAUAUUAGCCAAGUCAUCACUGAAACAGAUAUUUUGGCUCGGUCAAGUCAGUUAGAGGAAGCACUCAAAAGUAAUCAACUAUUGGAGUUUUGUACCAUGAAAGCUGAAAACAGUUCAAAUUCGAUGGAACAGAAUGUGUGGAAUUUCCUCAAGACAAAUUUUGAGAAUGAGCCCCGACCUAAGUUUCUGCAGUUGCUUGGUUAUGACAAAAAUGAAUUAUCUCAGAAGGUAGUAACUCAUAUUAAUACUAAAACUGGUGCUAUUGGUGUUUCUGGAGAUGGACAAAGACCAGAUCCAGUUAUUCAGACUGGAUUAGGGACUGUUCCAGAUGAAAAAGGAGUUGUAGCUGAUGAACAAGGAAUUACUAAUGAAUUUGGAUUUGAUGGUCAGACUGGUGGACUAGAAACAAGGAUAGAAGCGCAUGGAGUAAAUGCAGCUGAACUUGCUGAAAAAAUGUCUCUCUUGAAUACAACAGAUGCUGUGAUUAGUGACACUUUACCUAGCAGUGGUCAGGGUUCGCCCAGUGUUGACUCUAAGACCUCCAACAGCAUUGGGGAACCUUCUGAAGCUUCAUCUAUGUUUGAGGAUAUUGCUCUACAGCAACGAAACCUGUCAGGGUCACAGUCACCACUAAUUAUACCUACAAACUCAGGUCAGUCAGGUACAUCUGGCACACAAUCACCACUUGUAGUUCCUGCACAAAGUGGUAGAUCAGGCACACAAUCCCCACUUGUCUCUACACAGUUUGAUGCAUCUGCUACACCUCUUGCUAUACCUACUAAAGCAGGAGCUGAAGGUUUGUUGGGUCAAGCUCUAUUGACUGGAAACUUUGAGGCAGCUGUAGAGAUGUGUAUCCAUGAAAACAAAAUGGCAGAAGCAAUCCUGUUAGCUGUUGCAGGAGGGCCAGAAUUACUUUGCCGCACACAGGAAAAAUAUUUUAGUUGUAACAAAAGUUCACUAAGUCGAUUAAUAUCAUCCAUUGUGACUCGGGAUUGGAACCACAUUAUUCAAACUUGUGAUUUACAAAACUGGAAAGAAGCUCUGGCAGUCAUUAUCACUUAUGCUUCUCCUGAAGAAUUUGCUAUCCUUUGUGAUUCUCUUGGUGCUCGUCUUGAAGUUGAUAAAGGUGGAGAAUAUUCUAUGUAUGCAAGUCUCUGUUACAUUUGUUCUGGAAAUGUACAAAAAUUUGUUGAGAACUGGCAAACCAAUUCUCAAUCCACUGAAUCACCUUUGGCCCUUCAGGAUCUUGUAGAAAAAGUAAUGAUGCUUCGAAAGGCUGUUGAACUGUCCCAAGGAGAGGUUGGUGAAAUUCAGCAGGGUUUGGUCGCAGGCAAACUCAGUACAUAUGCAUCAAUUCUGGCUGCUCAAGGAUGUUUGGAUACAGCAAUGAACUACUUAGGAUCAUCUACUGAAAAAUCCUUGAGUAUUUUGCGGGAUCGAUUGUAUCAAGCCUUAGGUAGCAACUUGAUUGGUAUUGAUGCUCCACCAUUUCCAUUUGAGAAAAUCGACAUUCUUCCUGAGGGUGUUCAACCAGCCCAAUCAGCUCAACAAACUCAGCCACUGCAAUCUUCUUAUCCUACUCAGCAGAUACCUGCUGCUCAACCUGCCUAUGCUCAGCCUCAACAGUAUCCAUCUAAACAAUUGUAUCAGCCAGCUUCAAAACAAAGACAAACCUUGCAAAAACAGCAGGAAGAACAAAUUCAUCAGCAAAAUGUUCAUCAGACUCAAGCAAUCAGCCAAUUCCGUACAAACACAACACCCAGUUCUUACUUUGGCCUGAAUCAGUACCCAAACACUAAUGGCCCUCCUUCAGCUCCUCCCUCCACUGGCAAUAUACCUCAGACCCCAGCCUAUCCAACUCAUAUGAGUUCAAUGAUGGCUCCACCAUCAGGAGCACCAAUGUCAAAAGGUCCUUUAGCACAUAAAUACCCUGCUCAAGCUGAUCCUGCAGUAACAGGUUAUGGAAUGGAUACUUACAAUCAGCCUAAUGUUAUGACUCCUGACUAUUCCAAUACUUACCAACAGCAGCCUUAUUAUGGUGGUACUUAUCCUUCUCAAGGCAUUUACCAACCACAACCCACUCCAGUACAGUCACAACAAACUAAUGCGUUUAACUCCAUGUCUACACCUGGUGCUCCACAACCAGCAGCUGUGAUGGCUGUUGGCUCUCUUGCGCCCUCAUUCCAAGAAACGAAGCCUCAUACACCAUGGAAUGACCCCCCAUUAUUAAAAGAUAAAUCUACUUCUCAACAGCAGACAGGCUGGAAUGAUCCCCCUUUGGUAGAUCCAAAAUCUCAUCAGUCUUAUGAUGUCACAGGCCCAAUUACUGCUCCAAUCUAUGGUGUACCAGUUAAUAAUGAGCAGCCACCACCUGGUGCACCAGUUAAUAACUAUCCUACUAUCUAUAACCCACAGGAACAUCAGGCACCAGUACAGCCACAAACUCCUGUUCAACCUGCUGAACCUGUGCCUGAGGUGGUGAAAGGACCUCUACCAAAUGAACAUCAAGUCUUGCAAGAUACCUUUGAUGGUCUUGUUGAUAACUGUUUAAAAGCUGCUAAUAAUGCGCAAACAAAGAGAAAACUAGAAGAUGUAACAAGGAAACUUGAGGCUUUGUAUGAUAAACUUAGAGACAAUAGUUUAUCACAAAACAUCCUACUUGGUCUCCAUCAAAUUGUCCAAGCCUUACAAAAAUGUGACUAUAAUGAAGGACUUCAAAUUUAUGCCCACAUAAUCGGUCAAGGCAAUUUUUCAGAAAUUGGUAGUUUUAUGCCAGGUCUUAAAAUGCUCAUGCAGACUGCCAAUAAUCUCAAAGUCUAUAUUCAGUAA